AUGGGCUGUAGUAAAGAACAUAAAGCAAGUAUAAGAAGAAUUGAACCUUUUAUUCUAAUUGUCACAUUCAGGCGGAUUAUUUUCGUAAAUUAUACUCGCUAUUUAGUGAAUAUAAAUCAAUUUUUGUGGAUGCAUAAAGUACGUCAGGAGCUCCGUGGAUCUGGUGAGCUGCUUUGUGGAAAAAAUACGCUUAUCCGGCGUGCUAUGACGACUUUUUUUAGUAGUCUUCCAUAUCUUGAAACACUGAUGCCGGUUGUGCGUGGAAAUGUUGCAUUUGUAUUUACAAAUGAUGAUUUGAAAGAAGUCCGGAAUAAAAUUGUGUCUAAUGUAGUUUCGGCCCCAGCUCGAGCUGGUGCAAUUGCACCCUGUGACGUCAUUGUUUAUGCCUGUAAUACGGGUAUGGAGCCGGGAAAGACUUCUUUUUUUCAGGCACUUGGCAUACCGACAAAGAUUUCACGCGGUACAAUUGAAAUUGUAUCUGAUGUUCAUCUUAUCAAAACGCAAUCGAAAGUUGGUGCUUCAGAGGCUACUCUUUUGAAUAUGUUGAAUAUUUCUCCUUUUACAUAUGGAAUUACUGUUCUUCAUGUAUACGACCAGGGAGCUUUAUUUUCUCCAUCUAUUCUUGAUAUUACAGAAGAAGCGUUUAUUAAACAUUUUAUGACAGCCAUUGAAAAUGUAUCAAGUAUAUCAUUGGCCUUAAACUAUCCGACAAUUGUUUCAGUUACACAUAGCUUAAUUAAUGCUUACAAAGAUGUUAUGGCAAUUUCUAUUGCUUCGGAUUAUUUAUUUGGUGCAACAGAAAAGAUUAAAGAUAUGCUUGAGAAUCCAGAUGCGUAUAUUACAAACGUGCCUGUUUCUACUGUUGCUGAGACAGUUGUUCCUCAAAAAGAAGAGUCUGAGGAAGAGGACGAAGAUGAAGAUAUGGGGCUUAGUCUUUUUGAUUAA
Messenger RNA from Pneumocystis jirovecii RU7, 945 nucleotides. Its product is annotated as ribosomal protein P0. Gene Ontology annotation, biological process: cytoplasmic translation; ribosome biogenesis; ribosomal large subunit assembly. The record is from RefSeq and is a predicted model, not a curated record. Gene Ontology annotation, cellular component: cytosolic large ribosomal subunit. Gene Ontology annotation, molecular function: structural constituent of ribosome; large ribosomal subunit rRNA binding. Lineage: Eukaryota; Fungi; Ascomycota; Pneumocystomycetes; Pneumocystales; Pneumocystaceae. The transcript has 4 exons. The coding region runs from base 1 to 945 and encodes 314 amino acids.